Molecule: messenger RNA, 429 nt
Organism: Acanthoscelides obtectus
Lineage: Eukaryota; Metazoa; Arthropoda; Insecta; Coleoptera; Chrysomelidae
Source: the annotation of a GenBank genome assembly
AUGAAAGAUUAUGCUAAAGUGCUAAAGAUGGGGGAAGAUUACUCAGUAUUUGACUGGAAAAGUCAGGUGCACAAAGUACUAAAAACUCCUGGGUACUGGCAUUUCAGAUUCCAACCGUCCAAAAGACUGAUACUUUCAAAAAACAAAAAUGGUUGCGUUCUUGUUAGAGGUGAACCAUUUUAUAAAAGCGACAUUUGUGAGCCUAAGAGCAUUUGCAAAAAAGGGAAGAAAAUUACACAAAUCCAGUUGCUAACAGUGUGUGUAGGUAGAAGUCUGAAACCAGAUAAAAUAAAAAGCAUAUCAGCUCUGCUAGCACAGCAUUAUUGGGUGGAUUGGGUAACUGAUGGAAGGCUUCAUUUCUUCAAAAACGCUUUUGAAUUGGAAAAUGUUAGUCAGGCGGAACUAGAGAUCCUGAAGAAGAGAUGGUGA